This is a messenger RNA of Porites lobata, 945 nucleotides long. NCBI's taxonomy places the organism in Eukaryota, Metazoa, Cnidaria, Anthozoa, Scleractinia, Poritidae. The record is from the annotation of a GenBank genome assembly.
AUGAGCCACAAGAGGGCAAAAGUAGAUAGGACGUCCGGGUACACAUAUGAAAGUGUAGAUUGGUCAAUAUGUAUAUUUUGCCAAAAAAAGAAGUACAAAGGAGUAAAAGAGCUUAUAAGUGUUGGCAGCUUUGAUUCUUGUCAAGCAAUUGUAGAUGCUGCCAUUGCUCGCGAUGACCAGCGAUUGCUUUUAAAUAUCAAAGUCGUCGAUUUGAUAGCGGAAGAAGCGAAGUAUCACGGAAAAUGUCGAAGCAAAUAUGUCAGUAACACAAACCUUAAAUGUCUCAGUUACAAGGAAGACAAUAAAGAAAUAAUAUUCUGUGGCGUUUGCUAUGUUAGUGAAUGAAAUUACUCCUGGGUUAUCUAAAGGAAGGAUUUAUGACAUGCCUGGGCCAUUUGCUAGACCGCUAUAAGCAGGUAUUGAAAGUCAAAGGCAUUUCUUGCAGCAAUUAUCGCAGCGAAAAGCUCAAAAGCAGACUGAGAAGCCAUUUCUUAGACCAAAUAGUCAUCGAGAAGCAGAACGACCCUUCGAAGUCCGAAUUAAUUAUUCCAGUCAUUUGUCUGAAAGUGAAGAAUGAUCAUCGCAGUAAAUUUUCCACUUUAAGCAAUUGGAAAGAAGAAGCCUGAAAAAAAUCAGGGCUUCAACGGGAUUCGAACCCGUGACCUCCACGUUACCGGUGCGUUGCCCUACCAACUGAGCUAUGAAGCCACACAUUGGGAACGAGUCAUUUGUCAUUUGUCUGUUGCAAACAUAGUAAAAACAUCAGUCUCCCAGCAGUCCAGUGAAGAUUUUGAGGUCGAUGAGAACACGAGACAGUAUAUGGAACAGGAUAAGGCUACCAUUUCGUACCAAGCAGCCCAGAUAAUAAAGAAUGACAUCAAACAAUGCAAAGGUAUUUCAAUCAAGCCAUUGUGUGUAGAAGAUGUGUCCAUAGAGAAGGGCGAG